UCUCAGAAGGGAGAAAAGGGAACUCAGGGAAGGACAAGGGUUGGGGAUCUGAGUAGGAGUACAGUCUGCAGAGCCAGCCUCUGGGGUCGGAGGGACCCCCACCUCUCCCCUCCCCAGUAUCACCUCCUCCCAUCCCACACCACCCCCUCCUCCCCGCCCGGGAUUGCGGCGCAGGCGCGAAGCAAACUUGCUUUGCUCUGCUCCAGCUCCGACAGCUUCUGCUGGCUCCGGAGACACAGAUCCAGAGGGAUUCAUGAUGAGCUGCAGUCGCUCCUGUAUCUGUGGCCAUCGCACCAACGUGGAGGAAAGUGCAUGGUAUGGGGUCGAUCCCUACCCAAAUCUCUUCUACAGUGAGUGCGUGGGUACCAAUCUCAGCGAUAACCUAGAAGGACCCCCCGUCCAAUAUACCUACCAGCCCUGGCCCUCACUGUGUUGGAAGGUCACCGUGUCCGUGGCAUCCCUGCUUCUCCUGCUGGGUGUGGCAGCCCUGACCACUGGCUAUGCAGUACCCCCCAAGCUAGAGCUUGUCAACGACAGUAAGUUCUCAUCGAUGGACGACCCAGUCGCCGACUAUAACCAAGCCCUGAUCACCUGCCGUGUGGCAGGAGCGACGCUGUGUGGGGUAGCCGGGGUCUUGCUGGCUGUCUGUCUCUUCUUGGCCACCUCUGGUUGGCUGACCCAGGAAAUCAAGGCGGAGCCCUUGGUCACUGAAGCUGACAGCCCUGUGGAGGUCUUUAGGGAUGAGCCUGAGCAUCUGAAUCCUGGCUUCCACGAUGCCAGCAGCCAGUCAUGGUUCUUGUCUCCCACCAGCCCCUUUGGGCAGCAUCCUGUGCAGACCAGCCAGCCCCAACGGGACUCCUAAGUCUGUAGGCUAGAGAAGCCAGACUCUUCCCUCCUGGCAUUCCCUGCUCUCAUCACGCUUCUUCCUCUCUGUAGUGUCUCCCCAGGGCCCUCAUAGCCAGCCCCUCUAGAGCCCCCCACUAAGUCUCAUGCUUCAGUAUCACUCCUGCAAACUCAACCAAGAACUGCCCUUCCAGGCUGGUGAAAUGGCCACGUGAGUGAAGGGCCUUCCUGGCCAGACUGACACCCUGAGUUCCAUCUCUGGGACCUACAAGGUGGAAGAGACCCAGCUCCCUCCAGUUGUCCUCUGACACCCCACCCCCACCACCACCACACACAACACUCACACGCACAAAGAACUCAAAGUCUACCCCCCUAGACAGUAAUGCCCACUGGGCCUAUUUCUGACCUAGAGGCCCCAGCCCCUUCUUCCAAUGCGCUGUCCGGCCAGAAGGACUUCCUCUUGUAGGACACGAGAGGGCGCUCCAGGACCGCGGAGGAUCCUGUGUCUGGCAGCCCCCUGCUGGCCUUUAGGGCUUCCUGGGUGGCGGGAAGAGGGUUCCAGCGAAUCCCUACCACCUUUGUGCCCGCAGGAUGUACCCUCCCUGUUUCUCACCUCCUCCAUCUUGGCUUGCCUUUCAAUAAACAGUUGGGAUGAACCCCA
This is a messenger RNA of Onychomys torridus (southern grasshopper mouse), 1504 nucleotides long. It is a transcript of the gene Nrsn2, whose product is annotated as neurensin 2. The transcript has 3 exons. Bases 254 to 862 code for a protein of 202 amino acids. Gene Ontology annotation, biological process: nervous system development. Gene Ontology annotation, cellular component: neuronal cell body; neuron projection; transport vesicle. The record is from RefSeq and is a predicted model, not a curated record. NCBI's taxonomy places the organism in Eukaryota, Metazoa, Chordata, Mammalia, Rodentia, Cricetidae.